ACUGUGUGCAGCUCGGAAGCAUCCAAACGUGGAAAAAUCCCUGGUGCGCAGUACUACGAUGGCAAAAAGCUGAACAUUCCAAUAUCCACAGAGGCCGGGAUGCAGCUGUAUGAGCGCUGGGUGCACCAGGGUAUCAGUAGCAUCAUGUCGGCCGUUGCCAAUCAACGGGCCGAAACGCUGAAUGAAUACGAGCGUAGUCGUCUGUACCGGUGCUCGAAGGCGGCCGAGGAUAUCCAUCAGCACGCCAGAUGCGUUAUCCGAGUGAUCGAUGCCAAUCCACGGCCAUUGCACACCGAAAAACGUUGCACUGAGCUCUUUUCAUUGCUUUAUUACUCUUUUCCUGUGAAAGGCAGAAAUUAUUCUGAAUUAGCUUGUAAAGCCAAGAAUCAUUCAUUGCUUGCGCAAAAACUUGGCAGCCGGACUAAUAGAUUCAACAAACUGCUAAGUGAACGGAGUAAAGAGCCUGUCGGAGUAUCACUUCACUCCAGCCACCUGCCAUUCCGCACACGGCGUAGCGUGGUCAGUCGAAAAAGCGUACAGCUGCAUACCGAAUAUGAACAUAUCACGCCACUCGGCAUUAUUGGCAAAUAUCUGACAAAAACAGUGAAAAUCAUUAAAAACAAGGAUACCCGUAGUUCGUCAGUUUCGCUCUAUUAG
Gongylonema pulchrum is the source of this 657-nucleotide messenger RNA. The record is from the annotation of a GenBank genome assembly. Lineage: Eukaryota; Metazoa; Nematoda; Chromadorea; Rhabditida; Gongylonematidae.